UUUUUUUAUUUUUUUUAAAAGAAAUAUUGUUCCAAAUAACAUAGUGAAGAGUGAAUAUAUUAUCGAGAGAGCUAGCACAGUGUAACUGUGCUGUGCUACACAAAAUUUGAAUCAGCAACAAAAUGCAGCAGGGAGGAGGAUCCGACACGGAAGUCACAUGGGAGGACCAGCAGAACAUCAACAAAUUCGGAAGGUUGAAUAAUCGCUUACACGAGCUAAACGAUGAGAUCAAAUUCGCCAAGGAAACAAAUGAUAAUUUAGAGGAUGCAAGCAAUGAGCUGAUUCUCACAGAUGAAGAGGUCGUUCGGUUUCAAAUAGGGGAGGUUUUUGCUCAUGUGCCUAAGGAUGAAGUUGAGAACAGGAUAGAACAGAUGCAAGAGGUGACAAGCCAGAAAUUGGCAAAGCUUGAAGAAGAGAAAGCAACCGUGGUCGCUCAGAUGUCUGAACUGAAGAAAAUUUUGUAUGGGAAAUUCAAAGACUCUAUCAAUCUUGAGGAGGAUUAGUAACUUGUUGAUAGAUUUCUAGGUUUUUUGUGGUUAAUGAGUAUAUGACCUCAUAGACCCUUGGCUUUUUUGAGUCAGAUUGUGUCUCUUAAUUGUAGAAUGUGUCUUGCUUGAACCUCUUUCAUUUUUUUGCAGAUGCUUCUGCCUUUUUGGCUUGUUCAUUCUAUGUGAAAUUUGAAUGUCUUGAUGUUUAACUACCCAGUAAUAACUUAUUUGAGCCUGUUUUUCUGUCGAGCAUUUAUUUUUUGAU
Messenger RNA from Cicer arietinum (chickpea), 753 nucleotides. RefSeq names its product probable prefoldin subunit 4. Gene Ontology annotation, biological process: protein folding. Gene Ontology annotation, cellular component: prefoldin complex; cytoplasm. The record is from RefSeq and is a predicted model, not a curated record. NCBI's taxonomy places the organism in Eukaryota, Viridiplantae, Streptophyta, Magnoliopsida, Fabales, Fabaceae.